This is a messenger RNA of Verticillium alfalfae VaMs.102, 1590 nucleotides long. RefSeq lists its product as hypothetical. Gene Ontology annotation, molecular function: zinc ion binding; DNA-binding transcription factor activity, RNA polymerase II-specific. The record is from RefSeq and is a predicted model, not a curated record. Lineage: Eukaryota; Fungi; Ascomycota; Sordariomycetes; Glomerellales; Plectosphaerellaceae. Gene Ontology annotation, biological process: regulation of transcription by RNA polymerase II. The coding region runs from base 1 to 1590 and encodes 529 amino acids. The transcript has 5 exons.
AUGGCUGGUCCCGGAGGCGGUCCUCCCCGUCGCAGCCACACCAAGUCGCGCAAGGGCUGCGAAACCUGCAAGCGUCGGCAUAUUCGUUGUGAUGAAAACUUCCCUCAAUGCCGAAACUGCACCAAGCACAAGAUUCGCUGCCCCUACAAUGACAUGCCCGCCAUGGAAGACCGGUCAACGACCCCUGACAAGCCGGAUCUCAUGUGGACGCCCAGCAUCGUUGCCGAUAUUGAGCAGUGGCAGCGCACCGGAAUCUUUCCCUUCCCCAACCUCUCCAUCUCCUCAACCCCCAACCCGGCCGAGUACAGCCUGGAAGAUCUUCGCCUGAUCUACCACGUUGCCUCGAUCAGCAACGAGAUGGAAGGUUUGGGUGCCACCAACUUCACGCUCUGGACACGCCAGAUUCCUGCCAUCAUCAAGCUCGGCUCGACGCACCGUUAUGUGAUGCACUCCCUGCUGGCUUUCUCCGCCAUGCACAUUGCUUUCCUCACCGACUGUCCCAUCGUUGGUAACCUAGCGUACGAGCACCGCGGUAUUGCUCUCAAGGGCCUGCAGGAGGGCAUCGGCUCAUUUGGCCCGGAAACCUCUGAUGCUGUCUUGGCUGCUUCGCUGGUUCUCUCCUGGCAAGCCACUGACUGCGUCAAUUCCCGCUCGUCUACAAGAGGUCAAUCUAACUCAGCAAAGGUUGUCGAUGCCAUGGCUUCCUGGAGCCACGACUCUCAGUUUUACGACUGGAUCAGGGAAACCGGCACGUUCCCAACGGCCCCUCCUUCGCCCACCCCGGAUCACAGGCCCAGCCAGCCGCGCAAGGAAGACCUAGAUGCCCUGAACCGGACUCUCGCUCAGUUGCAGAAGGUCGAGGCCCACCAGAAACACAACAAGGAGGACACAAAGCACAUCCAGCAGCUCAUCAGCUUUCUCAAGGGAUCUCGCAAAGUCAGCCCGACCUUGUCCGUCGCCCAGCAGUUUGAACGCCUCCGUCCCCUGCGUACCUGGCUUUUCUACCUGCCCGUCAUGGCCCUCCAGCAGAGUGGUUGCUCCGUCAAUUCCCUGGUGACCAUCGCCCAUUAUUACACGGUUGCCGUUCUGAUGGAGCGCCUGUUCCCUGAGAUCGGUGCUGCAUACUUUGGCAACCUUUCCAUUGCGCCCGUCGAGGAGAUCGCCCGCUGCCUGUUGUCCAUCAACAUUUCUGGUUCCAUCGAGGGUGAUCUUUCUACGCCGAUGAAGCUGAUGCAUUUCCCUUUUGGACAUGGUCCAAUGGAGUUCCCGCAACCGCAUCGGAUGACAACGACACCCAGCUAUCCUCCGCCUGAGGACCCUUACCUGCUCUCGUCGACGGCGCACUCGACAGUUCCCUCCCCCUUUCUGCAGCCCGAACAACUGGGCAUGCUGCCUCUUCCGGAGUCGCCGAUCCCCCUGCUCGCCUCGAUGCCUCGCCACCGCCGGCCGACCCCACCCUCGUCUUCCGUGCAGGGAGAGUCUCCCAGUGCCAUCAGUGCGCCCUUCCCCCCACGUCAGCUUGGUCCUGGCCCGUCCCCUCCGCCGGCAUACCUGCACAGGAGUGAGAAAGGCAAGGAGCGCGAGCUGUAG